Drosophila novamexicana is the source of this 3056-nucleotide messenger RNA. RefSeq lists its product as uncharacterized. The transcript is spliced from 4 exons. Bases 148 to 2967 code for a protein of 939 amino acids. NCBI's taxonomy places the organism in Eukaryota, Metazoa, Arthropoda, Insecta, Diptera, Drosophilidae. The record is from RefSeq and is a predicted model, not a curated record.
UUGAAAUUUCAACGCGUAGGCUUCCAGGCUCGAGCGAAUAAAAAUUUAUAGCAUUGAAAUUAUUUUUGUGAUUUUACCUUGAAAUUAACCGUGCAGAUAUCUAAAUUAUAAAUUCAAUAAUUAUUGUAGCUGAAGUUCAAUUUCGAUAUGGCAAAGGCUCCGUGCUGUUGGGCAUCCAAUGAGAUGGACAGGGACAAGGAGAACUAUAUUCGCUGUUCGACUAGACAGAAGCCUAACGAUAAGGAUACCGACAACAAUAAAAAGGGUAAAAAGGACAAAGGUAUGUGCUGCGGCCCAGCAUUUCGAUUGCAAAUGGCCAAGGACGCUGAAAGAGAUCUAAGCCAGGAAAUCGACGAACAGUGUGGCCCUUCCAAGGCCAAGGGCAAGAAAAAGCCCAAGCCCAAGAAAGAGUUAUUCCGCUGCUUCACAGCGAACAUGAUCUGCAUGAAGCUGAACAUGCCCGGACGGGACUUUGAGUGCCCCAGUCUCCUGAAGAUAACUGCCAGCAUUUGCAAGGGUUGCAAGCCGGUCAUGUGUGCCGAUCGCAUUAAUGUUAACUGCAUGCCCUGCGAGCCCAGCGCUCGAUUCUCAAUGCUGUCCGAGUGUCUGGACAAGGAGCUAUCGGAGGGCAUCACUCUGGUCGUCUCCUACAUGAAGAAAGAGAUCGGUCGUGGUUGCUAUGUCAUGCCGGACUCGGUCAUACGCCGAAUAACUGACACAUUCCAGGAGGUCGUCCAUACCGCCGAAGUGGAACUGACCUGCAAAGGCUGUACUGUGGGCAUGUGCACGGUACGCCUUUCGAUGACCAUGCGUUGUCAGAACAUCGAUGACGACAACGACGACGACGGCGGAGACGACUGUUGUGGCGAUAUGUUUGGGGACACCUCUCAAAGCUUUCCCACCUCCUCUGAUCCGUGCCAGGGAUUCUAUAGCAUUGACGAACAAUCCGGUGAUGCGUCUCCCUUUUGUCGAACGUCCAGCAACAACAGGUUGAGAUGUGAGGCCGGUGGCGAGUUGAAGCCUCGACUGAUCGAUGUGGCUGGACCCUAUAACAUCUACUCCUGCGCUAAAUCCGACGACGGCUGCUUGAAAAUAGAUGCAUCACCUGGACCUGGCGGCCAAUUCUCGUUUAGUGCGCGAUCCCAUUUGGGCGAGGGCAACACGAACCGAAUGUGCCCGCCGACAUCGGCACCGGAAUUGAAACAGAUGGGCAUGAAGAGGGGACACGAGUGUCCAAUGUGUCACGAGGAUGUGUCCUGGCUGCCAAAGAUUGCAGCCUGUCCGCAUUGCGGCUACAAGCCGCUGCCCCAGUUCGAGGAGAAGGAAUACGAUGAGAAAGCGACAGCCAAUGAUAUACUCGUUGACUUCUUUCAGCACAUUGACAGCGAAUCAAAAAGCUUGGAUUUGGGCUCUUCCAGCGGCUGCUCCAAGACCUGCAAUAAUCAAGCCUCGGAUAUCAAGACCGACGAAGCCUUCGAAACGAUUGUCCAUGAUUAUAAAUCCCUAAAGCAGAGCAUCAAGAAAUGCAAAAGUGCACAGCCAUGUACCAGCUCAUCCAAACGAUCGCAGAAAAAACAGCAAACCGAUUUAGUCAGUAUCUUCACGGAGAUGAAGAGGCUGUUCGAUGAUGGCUGCGAUGGAGCGGAUAAAAAUGCAAAGAUUAAGGAAAUCUGCGAUGACGCCUGCAGACUGGCCAAGGCCUCAAAGAAUCGUCGGGUCAGUAAGUCGACCUCGAAAAUGUCCGAACCCUGCGGCGCGCCCAAAAUGCGCAAGAGGCACAAGAUGGCGCACAAGUUGAACGUCAAGUCUAGGGUCUAUGCGCCCAUGGAGCCCGUCACUCAUCCGCGACAAGGCCAUGUCCACUGUCACGAUGACGAGCGCAAGGUGCCCGCCCACAUGGGCUGGUUGUGGACGCACAAUCCAUUGGCGAAGCGGCCCGGUUGGCGUCCCGGUGCGAUACGCCGUUCCAUUCGCGAGUUGAUGGGCUACUUCCUGAAGGAUUUUCCCGUGGAUAGCAUACCUAUCUCAAAGUAUAUGUCCUAUCACAAGCAUAAGAAACUGGCACCACAUGAUAGGGAGGAGAAGCCAGAGGAUCUGGUGCAGGUGCCGACGCUACAUAUUGAGAAGAAGAACGACGAGUAUCUUAUUACGCUGCGUCCGCUCAAGGAUCCGGAUACGCUAAAGCGUGCCGCCAAUCCUUAUGCGAACAUGAAGCCCGUGCAAUUCCGCAUCGUCAAGAAUCCGCUGCUGAAGCAGGUGAGGGAAAUGAAGCGGUGCCUGAAGAACAUGGGCUUCAGCAAGUGCAAGUGCCACAGGCCCGUGAUGCAGUGCUUCUGCCGCAGCUUCAUCGACAAGAAGCAGUUAGUCGAUGAGGUGCAGCGCCAGUGCCACAAGCGCGGCAUGCCCCACUGUGAGAACCAGCUGGUCCUCUCAGACACCACCGACAGCGAGGCGGAAUUUGAUUUUGGUGUAACGCCGCCAGCGGGCCUAAUGCAUCCAGAACGGCUGAAGACGGUCGAUGUGACCAAUACGGAGACCCAGUAUAAUGAAAAUGACUGGGCCAUGCCCACCAUGUAUCCACAUCCGCCCAAUCCCAAUGUACAGUACGGUGGCUGCGUUGUUGGCGAGCGUAAGGGUAAGUUCGCUUGGAUCUUUGGCAAGGGCUACGUACAUCGGACGCCAAAGCCUCCAAAGAUGCGCAAUCUGCCCAAGAAGAAACCAAAGAAGAAACUUCCCGGUUCGCCCAAGCCCCGCGAGAAAGGCGGUUACAAUAGCGACGUACAGACAAAGUAUUUCCCAGAAAGUGCGCGGAACGAGAACCAGCUAUAUGGGGAUCGCCUGCAACGCCUGAACCGAGCUGCCCAUCCACCGACAGCCAUGCAGUUCCAGCAGCUCCAAUCGCGAGUUUCUAUCGACUCACGAAAGGUGCGAUUUGCCAAUAGUAAAAGCGAAAGGUUCACUACGUAGUCCAUCGAAAUUUUUCAUUUUUCAUCUUUUUACGUUUUAAUUCAGAAAAUAUUCUAUUUCGUAUUUCACACAAUAAAUAUCGCACUUUU